UCUGUUCUACACCGAUCAAUAUCAAAACAAGCAUACACUUUUGAAUACUAACCCAAAAUGAAUAUAAUCUCCGUCAUUUUAUUUUUCACCACAAUGGUCCUUGUCGUCAAUGGACAAUGCCGCAAUGCGCCAGCGCAACCCAAUUGUGGAGACCGACUAAACACUGGACAUGGUGGCCAUGGUUGCCACAGGGGUGCAAGAUGGUGGUACGACCGAUCCUCGAAUUCUUGCAAGGAAUUCUCAUAUCAUGGCUGUGGUGGCAAUCAGAAUCGUUGGUGCUCCAAGGCAGCCUGCGAAAAUCGUUGCAGACGUCAUUAAAAUGAAAUUGCAGCAUUUUGAAAUAAGGGUCAAAAUAAAUCCUCUAAUUUGAAUAAACGCUAAUCUAACUAAAA
Messenger RNA from Stomoxys calcitrans (stable fly), 392 nucleotides. Its product is annotated as male accessory gland serine protease inhibitor-like. The transcript has 2 exons. Gene Ontology annotation, molecular function: serine-type endopeptidase inhibitor activity. The coding region runs from base 58 to 318 and encodes 86 amino acids. The record is from RefSeq and is a predicted model, not a curated record. Lineage: Eukaryota; Metazoa; Arthropoda; Insecta; Diptera; Muscidae.